This is a messenger RNA of Phyllostomus hastatus (greater spear-nosed bat), 1853 nucleotides long. RefSeq names its product potassium voltage-gated channel subfamily A member 7 (gene KCNA7). The transcript is spliced from 2 exons. The coding region runs from base 447 to 1814 and encodes 455 amino acids. Gene Ontology annotation, biological process: potassium ion transmembrane transport; protein homooligomerization. Gene Ontology annotation, molecular function: protein binding; delayed rectifier potassium channel activity. Gene Ontology annotation, cellular component: membrane; voltage-gated potassium channel complex. The record is from RefSeq and is a predicted model, not a curated record. NCBI's taxonomy places the organism in Eukaryota, Metazoa, Chordata, Mammalia, Chiroptera, Phyllostomidae.
AGCCAGAUGCAGAGAAUGAGAGAAAUGGGUGGAAAUUUGUGACUCCAACCCAGGGUCUCAGAUAUUCAUUUAAGAGAGAGAGACAGAAGACAGGCGCGCAGGCAGACGAGGGACAAACGUGGAAACCCGCAGAGACAGAGACCCUGGGCUACGGACAGGUGGAGGGAAAGGGGAUCAGAAAGCGGAAUAGACACGGAGAGAGCGUAGCUCGCGGGUGGCUGAGGGGGGAAAGGCGGGCGCCCCGGCAGAGGGCGCGCGGCUGCCCUCUGCCCCGCCGGGGUCACGGAGCCCCCUCCCCCGCGCCCUGGCCGGAGGGCCGGGCUAUUUUUACGCGUGGACAUCGGACACCAGCCUGGGGCGGCGGCGGCGGCGGCCGAGGUGGGGCCGGGCCGGGUCGGGCGUCGGGGCCACACGUCCGUCCGCGGGUCGCCGGGGCUGCGCGCGCCAUGGAGCCGCGGUGCCCGCCGCCCUGCGGCUGCUGCGAGCGGCUGGUCCUCAACGUGGCCGGGUUGCGGUUCGAGACGCGGGCGCGCACCCUGAGCCGCUUCCCAGACACGCUGCUCGGGGACCCGGCGCGCCGCAGCCGCUUCUACGACGGCGCGCGCCGCGAAUACUUCUUCGACCGGCACCGGCCCAGCUUCGACGCCGUGCUCUACUACUACCAGUCCGGCGGCCGGCUUCGGCGGCCGGCGCACGUGCCGCUCGACGUCUUCCUGGAGGAGGUGGCCUUCUACGGGCUGGGCGCGGCGGCGCUGGCGCGCCUGCGCGAGGACGAGGGCUGCCCGGUGCCGCCGGAGCGGCCCCUGCCCAGCCGCGCCUUCGCUCGCCAGCUCUGGCUGCUCUUCGAGUUCCCCGAGAGCUCGCAGGCCGCGCGCGUGCUCGCCGUCGUCUCUGUGCUCGUCAUCCUCGUCUCUAUUGUCGUCUUCUGUCUCGAGACGCUGCCGGAUUUCCGCGACGACCGCGACAAGCCGCUAGCCGCGGUGGCUGCUGCGGGACCGCUCCCCAGUCGGCUGAAUGGCUCCAGCCCUGCACCUGGACCCCCAGCUCGCAUGCCCUUCGACGACCCUUUUUUUGUGGUGGAGACACUGUGCAUCUGCUGGUUCUCCUUCGAGCUGCUGGUGCGUCUGUUGGUUUGCCCGAGCAAGACAGUCUUCUUCAAGAACGUGAUGAACCUCAUUGAUUUCGUGGCCAUCUUGCCCUACUUUGUGGCUCUGGGCACCGAGCUGGCCCGGCAGCGGGGCGUGGGUCAGCCCGCCAUGUCCUUGGCCAUCCUGCGAGUCAUCCGGCUGGUGCGCGUCUUCCGCAUCUUCAAGCUGUCACGGCACUCCAAGGGCCUGCAGAUCCUGGGCCAGACGCUGCGGGCCUCCAUGCGCGAGUUGGGCCUCCUCAUCUUCUUCCUCUUCAUCGGCGUGGUCCUCUUCUCCAGCGCCGUCUACUUCGCUGAGGUCGACCGGGAAGACUCCUAUUUCACCAGCAUCCCUGAGUCCUUCUGGUGGGCGGUGGUCACCAUGACCACUGUCGGCUAUGGGGACAUGGCGCCGGUCACCGUGGGCGGCAAGAUCGUGGGCUCUCUGUGCGCUAUUGCUGGUGUGCUGACCAUUUCCCUGCCCGUGCCGGUCAUUGUCUCCAACUUCAGCUACUUUUACCACCGAGAGACAGAGGGUGAAGAGGCCGGGAUGUACAGCCACGUGGACACGCAGCCCUGUGGCCCCCUGGAGGGCAAGGUCAACGGGGGAUUGGUGGAUGGAGAGGUGCCCGAGCUAGCACCUCCACUCUGGCCGCCCCCGGGAAAACACAUGGUCACUGCAGUGUGAGGGCAAGUUGAGGCCAGCAGGACCUCACAUUUCUGUGGA